Grus americana (Whooping crane) is the source of this 8616-nucleotide messenger RNA. It is a transcript of the gene RIMS1, whose product is annotated as regulating synaptic membrane exocytosis 1. NCBI's taxonomy places the organism in Eukaryota, Metazoa, Chordata, Aves, Gruiformes, Gruidae. The transcript has 33 exons. The coding region runs from base 581 to 5524 and encodes 1647 amino acids. Gene Ontology annotation, molecular function: small GTPase binding; transmembrane transporter binding. Gene Ontology annotation, biological process: intracellular protein transport; regulation of synaptic plasticity; calcium ion-regulated exocytosis of neurotransmitter. Gene Ontology annotation, cellular component: presynaptic membrane; cytoskeleton of presynaptic active zone. The record is from RefSeq and is a predicted model, not a curated record.
CGAGCGAGAGGGGCGGCGGGGAGAGGCGCGGCCGGCCCGGAUCCCCGGCAUGGGCAGAGACGGGGGCAGGGGCUGGCAGCGCUGCCGCCCGUGAGGCAGCGGCGGCGCGCCUCGGACUCCGCCUCACCGGCACCGAACUCCCCCUCCCUCCUCCCAGCGCCAGGCUCGCAGCGGCGGAGCAUUUCGGCGGCGGCGGCGGCAGCACCCUCCCUUCCCGGCCGGCCCGCGGCGCGCACCGCCCGCCCGCCCCCCCCGCACGCAGCCCGCCAGCGGCGAUCCGGAGCCCUCCGCGCCACGGCACCCCCGCCCCGCACGCCCACCGCCGGGAGGAUGGGCUGCGGGCGGCGGCACGGCAGCCCCCGAGCUCCCUGAAGCCGCGGAAACAAAGGGAGCAAGCAGCAGCAGCCGGGCCGGGGUGGAUGCAAGCAACCAUGAAAGGCUGGGUCUCCGCCUCCUUCGCUGCUGCCAGAGAGCUGCCGGCUGCUGCUGCUCGGAGGACUACACUGUGAAGGGGGCGGAGGAGAGGCUGGCUUGGUUUGCCGUGCAAAGGUAGAAGGUGUAAAGGAGAGGCGGAAAGAAAAUGUCUUCUUCGGUGGGGCCCCGCGGCCCUCGCCCGCCCACGGUGCCCCCCCCGAUGCAGGAGCUGCCCGACCUGAGCCACCUGACAGAGGAGGAGAGGAACAUUAUCAUGGCAGUGAUGGACCGGCAGAAAGAAGAGGAAGAGAAAGAAGAGGCCAUGCUCAACUUGGAUACCUGUGGAAUUAGUGACCCUUCUAGACAUGAUUUCAAUACCGCUUCAAAGGAGAAAACUGCUUUCAGUUGGUCAGACGGUUCUGUCUUAAAACAAUGGAGGUUGCAUCAACAAUUUGAAAGCUAUAAAGAGCAAGUAAGAAAGAUAGGGGAAGAAGCCCGCCGUUACCAGGGAGAGCACAAGGAUGAUGCUCCAACAUGUGGAAUCUGUCAUAAAACAAAGUUUGCAGAUGGUUGUGGCCAUUUAUGCUCUUAUUGCCGGACCAAGUUUUGUGCUCGAUGUGGAGGUCGUGUCUCUCUGCGAUCAAACAAUGAGGACAAAGUGGUUAUGUGGGUAUGCAAUUUAUGUCGAAAGCAACAAGAAAUCCUAACGAAAUCCGGAGCCUGGUUUUUUGGAAGUGGACCACAGCCCUCACCCAGCCAAGACGGAGCACUGAGUGAUACAGCAACUGGUGGAAGCUCGGAUGCACCGAGAGAAAAGAAAGCAAGACUUCAAGAGCGAUCAAGAUCACAGACUCCCUUAAGUACAGCAACUGCCUCAUCACAGGAAAUCUCUUCUUCCAGUGUGCAGUCUGACCGUAGGAAAGGAGCAGAAGUAUCACAGCCGGCUAUGGGCCCGGACCAAAAGCAAGUUUCAUCAAGGUCUAGAAGUGAACCUCCAAGAGAGAGGAAGAAGACAAUAUUGGUUUCAGACCAGAAUGGCAAAGGUUUAAAGGGUGAGCGUAAGCGCGUGCCAAAAUCCUCACUUCAAAAAGAAGGACCAGCAGAGCGUAAAGAACGGCACGAAGGUAGAAGGCUGGAGAAAGGCAAGUCACAGGACUACCCAGACUUGCCAGAGAAACUUGAGGAAGGCAAAGUGCCUGAUGAUGAAAAACAAAGGAAGGAAGAUGAAUAUCAUACCCGUUACAGGAGUGACCCCAAUCUGGCAAGAUAUCCUGUAAAACCGCAUCCUGAAGAACAGCAGAUGCGCAUGCAUGCAAAAGUUUCUAAAGCUCGGCAUGAGAGAAGGCACAGUGAUGUAGCUUUGCCACAUACAGAAAUGGAGGAAGCGGAGGUACCUGAGAAUAAAUUAGGAAAACGCUCACAAUUACAGGGAACUCAGGACAGAAAAUCUCUUGUGGAAACUCAGAGGUCGUACUCUAUAGACAGAACAGGUGAUGUAAGAAUUUCUGUUUCUAAACAAUUAACUAAUCAUAGCCCACCAACUCCCAGGCAUAGUCCAGUUCCUAUAGAACACGUAGAGUACAAGAACCACGAUUCCUUUAAAAAACAGAGCCGCCUUGAUCCUAGCUCUGCUAUUCUCAUGCGAAAAGCAAAGCGGGAGAAAAUGGAGACCAUGCUAAGGAAUGAUUCCCUUAGCUCUGACCAGUCGGAAUCAGUGCGGCCAUCCCCUCCAAAGCCUCAUAGAGCAAAAAGAGGCGGAAAGAAAAGGCAGAUGUCAGUUAGUAGCUCAGAGGAAGAAGGGGCAUCAACACCAGAAUAUACUAGCUGUGAAGAUGUGGAGAUAGAAAGUGAAAGUGUCAGUGAAAAAGGUGACUUGGAUUAUUACUGGCUGGAUCCUGCCACGUGGCACAGCAGGGAAACAUCCCCAAUUAGUUCGCAUCCAGUAACGUGGCAGCCUUCUAAAGAGGGAGAUCGCUUAAUUGGGCGUGUUAUUCUUAACAAGAGAACAACCAUGCCAAAAGAAUCAGGUGCAUUACUGGGGCUAAAAGUUGUUGGAGGAAAAAUGACAGAGUUAGGACGACUCGGUGCCUUCAUUACCAAAGUGAAGAAAGGUAGCUUGGCUGAUGUGGUGGGGCAUCUCAGAGCAGGGGAUGAAGUUCUAGAAUGGAAUGGUAAACCAUUGCCUGGAGCUACAAAUGAAGAAGUUUACAACAUUAUUUUAGAAUCAAAAUCAGAACCUCAAGUUGAAAUUAUUGUUUCAAGGCCGAUUGGUGAUAUUCCACGGAUUCCCGAGACUUCUCACCCCCCAUUAGAGUCUAGUUCAAGUUCUUUUGAAUCCCAGAAGAUGGAAAGGCCAUCUAUUUCUGUUAUAUCUCCGACCAGCCCUGGAGCCCUACGGGAUGCACCACAAGUCCUACCAGGGCAGCUUUCUGUUAAACUGUGGUACGACAAAGUGGGACAUCAGUUAAUAGUAAAUGUUCUGCAAGCAACAGAUUUGCCACCAAGAGUAGAUGGACGCCCCAGGAAUCCCUAUGUAAAAAUGUAUUUUCUUCCGGACAGAAGUGAUAAGAGUAAAAGGAGGACCAAAACAGUAAAGAAAAGUCUAGAGCCAAAAUGGAACCAAACUUUUCUCUACUCACAUGUACAUCGUAGAGAUUUUAGAGAACGAAUGCUUGAAAUAACCGUAUGGGAUCAGCCAAGAGUACAAGAAGAAGAGAGUGAAUUUCUUGGAGAGAUUCUUAUAGAGCUGGAGACAGCACUUUUAGAUGAUGAACCACAUUGGUAUAAGCUACAGACACAUGAUGAAUCUUCACUACCUCUGCCUCAGCCAUCACCUUUCAUGCCAAGAAGACAUGUUCAUGGUGGAGAAAGCACUAGCAAAAAAUUACAAAGAUCUCGGCCAAUCAGUGAUAGUGACAUCUCAGAUUAUGAUGUUGAUGAUGGUAUUGGAGUUGUUCCUCCAGUAGGUUAUAGAUCUAGCACUAGAGAAAGUAAAUCUACGACGCUAACUGUGCCAGAACAGCAAAGAACAACACAUCAUCGUUCACGAUCUGUAUCUCCUCACCGUGGCGACGAUCAGGGCAGGACCCGUUCACGUUUACCAAAUGUGCCAUUACAGAGGAGUUUAGAUGAAAUUCAUCAAAUGAGAAGAUCACGUUCUCCAACUAGACACCAUGAUGCCUCCAGAACUCCAGUUGAUUACAGAUCCAGAGACAUGGAUAGUCAGUAUUUGUCUGAUCAAGAAAGUGAGCUUCUUAUGCUGCCCAGAGCAAAACGAGGAAGAAGUGCAGAGUGCCUACAUACCAUCAGUGAACUACAGCCCUCCCUUGACAGGGCUAGGAGUGCUAGUACCAACUGCUUGAGACCAGAUACUAGUUUGCAUUCACCAGAACGAGAAAGGGGUAGAUGGUCCCCCUCCCUAGAGAGGAGACGACCUACUAGUCCCAGGAUUCAUAUCCAGCAUGCAUCUCCGGAGGAUGACAGGCAGUCCAGAAAAGUGGAAAGAUAUAGCAGCCAAAAACAAACUAGGAAAGGCUCCGCAACUGAAACGGAAAGGGGUCUGCUACCAUGUCUUUCUAGAAGGGGACUUCCAACCCCACGAACAACUGAACAGCCAGUCAUUAGGGGAAAACAUCACGCUCGCUCGAGGUCGAGCGAGCACUCUAGUAUCAGACCCUUAUGCUCUGUACAUCACCUAGUGCCCGGAGGGUCGGCGCCACCUUCUCCACUUCUGACAAGAAUACAUCAACAAGGAAGUCCCACACAGUCUCCUCCUGCAGACACAUCCUUCAGCAGUCGCAGGGGAAGACAGCUACCGCAAGUUCCAGUAAGAAGUGGCAGUAUAGAGCAAGAGCAAGAGACUUUUAACUCUUCCACAAAAGCAAGCUUAGUAGUGGAGGAGCGAACGAGACAGAUGAAAAUGAAAGUGCACCGUUAUAAUCAGACAUCAGGGUCUGGUUCUAGCCAAGAACAUGAGCGUGAGCAAUAUACCAAGUAUAAUAUACAAACAGAUCAGUACAGAAGUUGUGAUAACGUCUCUGCCAAAUCAUCAGAUAGUGAUGUCAGUGAUGUGUCAGCCAUUUCCCGAACCAGCAGUGCCUCACGCCUCAGCAGCACAAGUUUUAUGUCAGAGCAAUCUGAACGCCCUCGGGGCAGAAUCAGUACAUUUACUCCUAAAAUGCAAGGCAGACGGAUGGGAACUUCAGGGAGAAUCACUAAGAGCACAAGUGUGAGCGGAGAGAUGUAUAAGCUGGAGCACAAUGAUGGGAGUCAGUCGGACACGGCUGUCGGCAUGGUUGGAACAGGUGGGAAGAAAAGGCGUUCAAGCCUUAGUGCCAAAGUGGUUGCCAUAGUGUCUCGAAGGAGCAGAAGCACAUCUCAACUUAGCCAAACAGAGGCUGGCAACAAGAAGCUGAAGAGCACGAUACAGAGAAGCACAGAGACAGGAAUGGCAGCAGAGAUGAGAAGUCGUAUGGUUCGACAGCCAAGCCGGGAAUCCACUGACGGCAGCAUAAAUAGUUAUAGCUCCGAGGGCAACUUAAUAUUUCCCGGAGUACGGCUGGGAGCUGACAGUCAGUUUAGUGAUUUCCUCGAUGGACUUGGACCUGCACAGUUAGUAGGCCGACAAACCCUAGCGACUCCUGCCAUGGGUGACAUCCAGAUUGGAAUGGUGGAUAAAAAGGGCCAGUUAGAAGUAGAAGUCAUUAGAGCCCGUGGCCUCACACAAAAACCUGGCUCCAAAUCUACCCCAGCUCCGUACGUCAAAGUGUAUUUAUUGGAAAAUGGAGCAUGUAUAGCUAAGAAGAAGACAAGAAUUGCACGGAAGACCCUUGAUCCUUUGUACCAACAGACACUGGUUUUUGAUGAAAGUCCACAGGGUAAAGUCCUUCAGGUAAUAGUCUGGGGAGACUAUGGCCGAAUGGACCACAAAUGCUUCAUGGGAGUUGCCCAGAUCCUUCUGGAGGAACUGGAUCUGUCCAGUGUGGUAAUAGGCUGGUAUAAAUUAUUUCCACCUUCAUCGCUAGUGGAUCCAACCUUGACUCCCCUGACACGCAGGGCUUCCCAGUCAUCUCUGGAAAGUUCAACCGGGCCUCCCUGCAUUAGAUCAUAGUAGCAGGUGCUGUCUAAUAACAACAUCACCCCGGAUAACAAUUGGAACCAGAUAUCACAUGAUCAAAAAGCACUGUUGGAGAGAGACAAUCACUUCUGUUUUUGCUUGUAGUAGUUAUCCAAAAAUAUGUCUGAGUUGUUUGUUGAGAGAUGGCUUAAACUGACAGAACAAAGGUAUAUCACGUACGGCCAAUCUAUUAGCGGCUAUCACUGAUGCUUAUAAUGAUUUAAAAAAAAAAAAAAAAAAAGAGGGACCUUUAGAUUCGACCUAAGUCAAAGAUGAGCCAAACUGGAAGCUCUCACUCUGUUAACAAUGUUGUAUUUCUCACAUUUUGACAGAGCCCUCAAGCAGUGUUACCUUCCUGGUGUUUCAGCAGUUUUUCUGUACUUGUCACUUCCACUAUUUUUUUGCCAUGUGAUUCUGCUAGUUUUGUAGAAGUCCUCACAACGCCAACAGAGACCCUUCCUUUCUUUUUCGAAACCAAACAAAAAAGGGCUGAAACAUAUCUCUGUGAGCAUCGUUAAAGUGUUCAACAGCCACAGUUACGAUUCCAGCGAGUUCAAAUCGUUUCUCAGUUCUGGUACUUCCAAGUCUCUCCUGUGGGAACCCAGAACAAAUGACCAAUCUAAGUUAUAUUCUUAAAAAUAAAUACUCAUCACAGUGCCACUUUUUUCUUUGUAAAAAGCAGAUAUGUUUGCAUUAUAUAGAAUAACUUUUAUGUUUAUGAUGUUUUGCAUGGAAGAAUUUUGAAGAAUUCUGCAACUACUGCUGGGGACUGGUAUAAAGCAGCUUUAGUCUUAAUUUUGACAUUGAAUAUGUUACUGGUAAUGCAUUUUUUCCUCCUAGAAAUGGAGAGGAAAUAUUUACGUUUCUGUGUAUAAAUGUAUAUUUGACUUCCCAAAAUGUUGACCAGGAAUGGAUUAAGCAUAUGACACUUUCAGCUGUACCCAGGCUUUUCUGAUGUGUGUCACUUCAGACGCACCUGUCUGCCCUGGAUAGAGCAUGGUGUGAGUUGUUCAGUGUUUCACUGGAAAUUCCAGUUGAAAUAUUCUGCACUUACUAAUGUUUUUAUCAAAUUUUAGUUUACAUUUCUUUGAGAUUGAUGCAAGCACAAGGCUUGAUUUUUUAACGCAAGAUAUCUUACUUUUUGGAGAAAAAAAAAGUCAAAUUUCAAUUUGCUUUUUAUUCAUUUGAGUUCUUCUUGGCCUUGAAAUCCCUUGUGAUAUUCUGUAAAUGUGCGAACAACUGCAGAUUCCUGCAGGUGCAUCGAUAUGUUUCCCCUCCUUUUACAGGCCAUUCGAUUUUGUGAUCACACAAAAUAGAGCAGCAUGACUUGGAACUGUUCAAAGCUGCAUGCACGUUUUGUAAAAAGAGAUGAAAAAGGUUAUUUAAUAAUGUAUGUUAGUUCCACAUAGGCCAGCUUGUAUGUUGCAUGUACUUGUACAGUUUGCUCGUAAUUACUAUACUGAAGUAACCAAGAAAUCUAAGCCAUCCAUUUUUCUUAUAGACAUUUUGCAGGUUUUAGCCAGGCUAGGUCUGUGAGUCUGGUGCUAAAUGUCUAUAGAUGGACUUUAUUUUUUACCCUAUGGAAAACGUGAUGUAGUACGGACCAAAUUCCUUCUAAUAACUAUUUUGGUGUAGAUUCCUACAGUGGGGCUGUAACACAUGUAGAAACUGUGUACACACUAGGUUUUAACUCAUAGACAUACUGCCUGCACCAAGUGAACUAUUUAUUAUUACUCAACACGUGGGAAUUACUCUGCCCAUCUUUCCGUAGGGCGCAGAUUGGUUACUGCUCGACCUGCUGAGCAGGAAGAACUCAAGCAUUGGUGCACUACUACUAGAUCCUGUUCUGUCUUAGUGGCCAAAAACCAACUAGUUAUAAUUCGAUAGUAUCUUUCUAUUUUGACCACUUGUCUUAACACUCCCCUGUGCUUUUAAAUGAACUUCCAACUCAUGUUAUGUAAACAUGUUUAAUAAAAUUUCCUUUUCAUGUCCAGUGUAGUAGUUGUGCUCUCUGUAUGUUCUGAGGUUCAUCUGUGAUUCUGCUCGCUGCAGGACUGUGUGAAAUGUGUUAAGGAACAGUAAAAUGAUAAGUAAUUUCUAUGGUUCUUUUGAUCGCUGUAAUAGUGUAUGUUGAAAUCUGGGGCCAAAAACUGAGGCCUGGUGAAAGUCGUGUUUGGUCAGCUUCCUUUUCCCCGGGAAAGGAGCCAAAUUGUGCUCUCAUUCGUAGAAGCAGGCAAAUUGAAGUCAAAACCCAAAUGUAGCCAAAUUACAAUCUGGUGAAAUCAAAUCGGCUUAUCGGAACCAAGUGAUGCUGCAUCUGCUUGCAGUAGGUCAGCAGGGCGAUGCGCGUUGGAGCCAGACACCAGCUCUCCGUUUGGUGUGCGCUGAGCCUGUAAGGCGUGAGAACAACUCCCAAUCUUUUGCACUCCUUAAACCCAGAAAUAUGCCCUCGUAUUGCAAUGCCCUUACAGAAAAUGCAUUCUAGAAAUUUACCUGAGAGCAGAAUUUGGCUUUAAAAUUUAUUAGAGAAGCAAAGUUUAUGUACUUUUGUUUGAUUUUUAGUUUUCCAUGUCCCACAGAUCACAAUUUAAAAAUAACAUAAAUACAAUAUUGCCUCACUUUGAACACUUUUGUUUAUUACUUUAUUUAUCUGAAUACAUGGUUAAGCUACUGAAAAAAUGAAUAAUUAAACAUGGUAAAUCUCUGAACAAAAGGCAUGUUAUAUUUCUCCUUCUGUGUGGUGGGAGUGAUCUGCUUAAAUAUAGAAUUUGUCACGCUGUUGCAAAAAGCCCUCAAUUUCAUGAAUCGCAUGGCUUUGAAUAUUGUGUCCAAUACUAGGAUAUCUUUUCCUUUCUGAUACUGAGCAAUAAGUAAAGUUUAGCAUUUCUGAUCUCCUCCUAGCGCACAGAAAAUAUGGCAGCAAAAGAACAUGCUGAACCAUAUAAUUUAUGGUGUUUCUGAUGAACGGGGAUCACAUAUGCAAAGAAUUCAGGAAAGAAGCAGUAGACUGUGCUAGGACAGAUAAGUUGCGUGUUGGUCUCCUUUCCCAGGGACUGUUGCCUUUUAAAACCUCAUUGCUGAGUGUU